AGCAGGGGGAGAAUGGUCAGACAUAUGUUCUCUAAUCUCCUGUUACUCUGGUCACUGAGCCAUGACCUUUACAUAACCGGACUGACACAUAAUGCUCCACAGGAGCAGUCCUGGAACAACCAGAACCUCUCCUCUGUCCCUCUGGAUUUGGAUGUAAGGCUUAGAAGACUAGACUUGUCCAAUAACCUCAUCAGACAGUUACACACACUUGCCUUGCCAUACUUGGAGCAGCUGGACCUGAGCAGCAACCAGCUGGAUUUCAUCUCCGAGGGGGCUUUUGAAAACCUGGCUCGGCUUGAGCAGUUGAAUUUGUCCAGAAAUGGACUGAACAACAACCUUGGCAGCAACAGCAAAGCCCUCCAAUCCCUCAGCCGGCUGACGACUUUGGACAUUUCAAUGAACGGUUUGAGUGAUGAUGCCGUGGAGCUGUACCUUAGAAACAAGUCGUCCCUUGAUCAACUUAAAAUGAGCGGUAAUGCUUUAAAACGACUUUCACACGACUUGUUCAGAGAGAGUAAAGGUCUGAGGACCAUUACUAUUGAUGACAAUCUGAUAUCAGAGAUAGAACAGGGGACAUUUGAACCACUGAUUCACUUAGAGACGCUAAACCUGGCCAAAAACAACCUCGCACACAUCUGUGAUUUCAAGUUACAUCAAGUUAAAUAUCUAAAUCUCAGCAGAAAUUCUGUGGAGUUCUUUGUUACGCGUCAGUACGACCAGAUGUACAGGCUGGAAGUUCUUGAUCUAAGCUACAACAAACUGCUUUACUUCCCAAUUGUUCCGAAAAUGAAUCGUCUGCGGUAUCUUUAUUUACAGGAUAAUAUGAUUGGUGCUUUGAAUUCAGAGGCCACGAUGGUGUCAGAGGCCAAUUCACUUUAUAAUGAGAUCACAAGAAAGAAAAUAGUCACAAAAAAUAACCUACACUCAAACUGGAGGCUAAUGCCACUCAUCUACAUUGACCUGAGCUAUAACCACUUCACGUCUUUCCCUCUUGAGACUUUGAGCCUCCUCUCAUCUUUGGAAACACUCAAUAUCAGCUACAACUGUCUGCAAAACAUCUUCUGGGACAUUAGGAACUACAGUGACGUAGGACAUGUUCGCCAGCUUUUCUUUCCCUCCUUAAAGCACAUUGACCUGCAAAGCAACGGACUUGUGUAUAUUUCCCCUCUCUUUCUCAAUGCGCUCACGCAAAUAGAAACAUUAAAUUUAGAAGACAAUUCAGUGCAGCCUUGCGCGUCCAUCGACCGUUUGAGAAGCUCUCAAUCAACACAGCAGACAUAUGUCAACACCUCCUGUGUCGCAUUGGGGCAGCUAAGGACCCUUAAGCACCUCAAUCUUAAAGAAAACAGCAUAAAAGCACUUGAGCCAAACGCAUUUCUGAGAACCUCUUUGGUUUCCCUGAACCUCGCAAACAAUUUGCAUAUGGUGAUGCAUGAGGGGGCACUGGAAGGAGCGCAAACAAGUCUUCAGUCCCUGAUAAUCAGUGAGAUAAACAUGACCAGCUCUCAUCUGUCUUUACCCUGUUUGCCGGCAUUAACGCAGCUGAACAUAUCAAACAACCAUCUAGACGUGAUACCCAGCAGUUUAAUUUGCUCUCCCCUGAGAGAAGUUGACAUAAGAAAUAAUGUGUUGAUGACUUUAAAUCACUCUUUGAUUCAGGCUUUGUCUGCACACCUCACCGUUAUGUACAUUAGCGGGAAUCGUUUCAACUGCUGCGACAGCAGAUGGCUGAAAAUCUUAAAUGAGACGAAGAUUAAACUGCCUGACAUCAGUGAGGCUGAAUGCUUCACGCGCGUUAGAAACUUUGUCAUAACCGAAUAUCUGAAAAACCCUGAAAUGAACUGUUUGCUUCAUACACAGGCACAAGACGUUCAUCCUGGACAAAUCAUCGUAAUUAUCAUAUUUGUAAGUGUAAUAUUAGCAGUGCUUAUUGUAAUCAGCAGGAAGAUAUGUUGUUCGCAAAGAUCAUUUAUAGUGUGAUGUGUAAAAUCUGUUGCUAUUUUGUACAUUGUUUUUAUAAAAGAAAGUAGGACAAGCAAAGCCCAGUUCCUAGAGCAUAAUUCUAGGGAUUUGUUAUCAACAGAAGUGUGGCUUAAAGGUGGAGUAUGUGCUUAUGUGUGUAGCGUUUUUUUCUUGUUUUUUUAAUUCAGAAAAUAUUCUCUCAGUGUGUCACAUCUGAAUCUAAUGUUCAUUUAUACACUGCCCUGGCUCGAUAAAUGGGAAAUAAAGUGACUAAGCACCAUUCUGGCUUAUCUUGUGCACAUUCAUGCUCGUGCGUGUUCACACUCGUGCACAGGUCAGGGAGAAAGGGAGGAGGACGGUAAAUCUGACAAAUGCUAAAUAUCUGAAUGUCCCAACAAGCUAAAUAUCAACAAUCUUUCUCCAAAGUCACAGACUUCACCCUCAGUGACUGCUUUGGCUGCAAAACCUCUCAGUUAAUAAAAUGAAGUAACACAUCGUUCCACUCUCACCCGGUUCAGGCUUUCUGCGUGACUUCACUGCUCAUUACAAGCCUUCAGGACGUGCAUCACUUUGUGUGACCUUUGCAGCUCCGAUGUUGUGAUUGAAAUUGGCUUUAUCGACUCCCAAGCUAUUUGGUGACGGCGCGUGCCAAAUCAAUAAUCAGGGGGAGAACUUUUUUUUUUGCCCAUCCUUCAUUGUGAAAUGUUUGCAAGUAAAACUUUAACCUUGGCGUUAAUUUUUAUGACGUGUGCGAAGUCUUGCGCAACAUUCCCAGAAUCAGGACUGAACUUGAUGCAGUGCCAAUAAAAGAGGCCUUAUGAGAGUUUCUGUUUAAAUGCAUGUAUUUUUCUAUAUGUUUAAUUUUAAAAACUGCUUUCUCAGAUCAUUUUUAAUACGCAUCACUACAUGAAUCUGUCUGACUUCUGUAAUAUAUAAUUCAUGUGGCUCUGAUUCUGGUAACAAAUACAGUGGUAAAUGUGGCAGCCGUUAUGCUGUACAUAAUAAACACGGCGUAGCUAAUAACCA
Molecule: messenger RNA, 2988 nt
Organism: Stegastes partitus (bicolor damselfish)
Lineage: Eukaryota; Metazoa; Chordata; Actinopteri; Pomacentridae
Product: leucine-rich repeat-containing protein 32-like
Exons: 2
Coding region: 13-1980 (655 amino acids)
Molecular function (GO): protein binding
Source: RefSeq, a predicted model, not a curated record